AUGGCAAGCCCACAAUCAACAGAAACGUCUAAUAAAACUUCUGGCGAGCCAAUCUAUACGUGGUCAGUUAAAGAGUUUCAGGAUCUAUAUACGCGUAUGGGAACAGGUGCCUUUAUGAUGAGUGAACGAUUUGCUUCUCCUCAACCAGUAACAAUUGAUCAGGAAACUGGAGUAAAGGACCCAAUACACUGGUGGCGUCUUGUUUUAUAUCCACAUGGCUAUGCGAAUCAACCUGAUUAUUUGGCAGUAUUUCUUACAGCUUUUCGGUCAGAGUACGAAAAAAAAAAUCAAGUUAAAUCAAGAACGGUUCAACGAUUUUGGUUCGAAUUGUUUCGGGUUGAUAAUCCUGAUGUUAAAUCCAAGAAACUCACACAUCUUGCUAUAAGGAGUUUUAAGAAAUCGGAUUUCGUUUUUGAAAGUCGGGACGAUAUUCAUACUUUAGGUACUAGAAAAUUUGUGCCUUUUACCGAAAUUUUUGCAGAUGGAAAGAAUCAUAACAAUGUUACAUUAGUUAUACGAGUGCAUAUCAUCAAUGAGGAUCCAUUCAUGAAAGAUUCUUCAAAUGAAGGAACAAAACCGAAUGAAAUACGGACAAAAUCAUUUUUAUCUUCUUUUGAAAAAUAUUUUAUGGAUGAAAGAUACUGCGAUGUAGAGUUUGAAUUUGACUGUGGUUCUAGAAUUAAGUCGAAUCGACUUGCUCUUGCAAGUCGUUCGGAAUAUUUUGAUUCACUAUUUAAAGGAGAAUGGAGUGUCGCUGGAACAACGCCAAUUCAUGUUACAGGCAUGAAGUUCCAGGUUUUUAAAGCAAUUUUAUACUAUCUUUAUACAGAUAAACUAGAAGACGACUUAUCAUUAGACACAUUACAAAAUCUUUAUUUUGAUUCUGAGGCAAGACAUUUAGAUGAUUUAAAAGAAAUGGUCAUAAUCCGAAUUGGUGAAAUGGCUAAC
Racocetra persica is the source of this 948-nucleotide messenger RNA. The record is from the annotation of a GenBank genome assembly. Lineage: Eukaryota; Fungi; Glomeromycota; Glomeromycetes; Diversisporales; Gigasporaceae.